AACAGCAAUACUUCCAAAACUGCCACAGCCAGUUUUGAGAAGCUGAAGUUGUUAUAUACUCAUAAAAAAUCCAUAAAUCCGACAUCUACCAGCUGUCUUCUUUACUUCUUUUGGUGGCAGUGAAAGAACAUCAGGUGUCUCUACCUCCAAGAUUUCUGAAAAUUUAUCCACGCUGGUAGCCCUGCAUUCUUCAGUAAUCACAACACUGAGAUAAAGAAGUUCGAACGGCCUGCCCAACAAGAUUUACAAUCGAAUUUCAAGAAUCAGUUUGGAUUGCCCUUAGUACAGCCAGUUUCUGAAAAUAGUGACCCGGAACAGAACAGUAGGUCACAAUUUACAACAUCCAGUCUCUUUUCAGAACCUUAUUUUGUUGAGGAUCGUCUACAACCAGAGUUGAUACAAAAUGACCAACCGCGAUCAGGAUUUCAGUACAAAGGUCUGAAUGAGGUACAGUUAAUUCGGAAUAGCCAAAUUCGUCCUCAGUAUGAAUACAUGGCUUCACGAAGGCAACAGGAGAUUCCAUUGGGCCACCAGAUACUGCCAGACAAAUACUUCGCAUCUCAGGCCCCAUACAUUGCUUAUCUGUCACUUUGGCCUCGUCAGAUGUUUGGACAAGAGAGUCAGCUAAAAAAUAUCAGGCCACAACGUCAGCAUGAAGACUCUUAUGAUUCACGUUCUCAACAGAAUGACUUCUAUGAUUUACAGACCCAGGAGUCAACAUCUUCAUAUUUGCUGAAGACCAUCGAUGGCCUGGAGACAGACCACAGACAAAGAAUUGGUCUUACAUUAGACUUAACCAGGCCACACAGUGAACAUAGUACUCAACAGACACAACAGAAUGACUUCCCAGGAAAGCAAAUGUUCAGUCAUACAGAAUUCCAUUUCACAAGUGGAGACAACUCAGAUUUGCAGCAGCCUCAUAAUUUACAAAAUAGUGAAUUUCGGCAAGAAAAUGCUUUUGAAAACAAUUUUUUCGAGCAGCAUGAUAACGAAACCCCUUUAAAACACAAACUAUCACAGGAACAGAAUGGUAGCCAAAUACAACUGCAAAAUCUGCAUACUGACAAAUUUCACCACGGAAACCUGCAUGGCACCCAGUUUCAGCAAGACAAUCUCCAUAACAAAUUCAAGAGAGACAGUCAACAUGCCCAAAUUCAACAGGAAAAAUUAUUUAUAAAUGAUCAGAUUCUUCAACAGAAAUCAAUGAAUAGCAAUCAAGACUCUCACCAAAACCAACAGUUUCAACAUGUCAUGAAUAACCAUCAGCUUCCACAUGGACUAAGAGACAGUCAAUUUCAACAACAAACUGCAUUCAGCAACAACCAAUUUCAUCAAGAGAUCCUAUCAAAUAACCCUUCUCAGCAAAGGCAACUACCUAAUAACAACCAGUUUCAACAUGAUACCUCUGCAAAUAACAGUCAAUUUCAGCAACAAAAUCACUUGAACAAUAAUUAUUUUCAGCAAGAAAUUCUCCCACAUAAUGAGUCUCAUCCAAAUCGUUUCAAAAAUAAUAAUUUGCAGCAAGAAACCCUGCCAGCUCAAAAGUUUCAGGAAGAAAUCCUACCCAACCGCAACCCUCUUCAUGAAAACCUGGAAAUAAAACACAUUUUAAAUCUUCAGCAAGAACAGACAGAACACCAGACUGACCACAAUGAAGCCUUUGACACCAGCGUCAACAUUUCUCAAGAUCAAGUCACAUCGACAGCCCAACAGAACAGACAAUUGGAAUCAGCUGUUCUUUUCCAUGGGCAGUCAGAACGAGACAUUCAUCAAAGCACUCAGUUACAUCCACAUAAUCAAAGUGGAUUAAGAGAAAGAAACCCUCAAAACACACAGUUACAUCCAUUCGUUAUAAACAGUACAUUAACGGAAGAACAAAAUAAUAUAAAUCCACAGAUCCAAAAUGGCAUCAUCGUCAGUUCUCGAAAUCAUGUGAAUAAUUCUUUCAAAGUACAAAAGGCAUCACAUAACUCUCAGUUUACAACAGCACAGCAAAUUGAACAGCUGGAAUCACUUAUCCUUCCAAAUGGACAAUCAGAAAGUUCUCAGUAUAAACAAUCAGAAGUGCAAAUACCACAGACUUUACAAACUGGAUGGCAAAUUCUCCUAACAGGACAAGCAGAACAAAGUCGCCUUCAAAACACCCAAGUAGAUGAACAGACUCAAAGCAGAGGUUUCAGAGAACAGAGAAAUACCCAACAACAGCCAGAUUCACACAUUCAAGCAGGUGAAAUAAGCCAAAGUCAUCCUCAGCAAAUACAAUCAGAUCUUAUCCUUGCAGUUGACGCAGCAAAUAAAAGGCCUCGAGUCACACAGAAUGAUCCCCUUACACAAGUAAGUGAAUUAAGGGAAACAAAGAAACACUCAAACUGUAAUCUCCAAUUCACACAUCAUGACCGGACACCAGCAUGCACAAAGUGAGCAUUUCAAACCGCAGAAUUUGCAU
Penaeus monodon (black tiger shrimp) is the source of this 2446-nucleotide messenger RNA. RefSeq names its product putative mediator of RNA polymerase II transcription subunit 26. NCBI's taxonomy places the organism in Eukaryota, Metazoa, Arthropoda, Malacostraca, Decapoda, Penaeidae. Bases 493 to 2421 code for a protein of 642 amino acids. The transcript is spliced from 2 exons. The record is from RefSeq and is a predicted model, not a curated record.